AUGUCAGAUAACAUUCGUUUAAAGAUUUUAAAUACAAUCGAACAUUUGUGCACAUUAUGUGUCGAGCAAAUGUAUCGUCUACCAUCUUCACAUCCAUCAUUGACCAUCAAUGAUCAACAUUAUCAAUGGAAUGAUAAAAUAGACGGGAAAGCUCGCCGAGAUUUCACACAAUUCAUCUAUGUUUUGUCGACCGUUCAUCGUCUUGUUCGUACACAAACACGUAUGAAUAUGCGAGAGUUAUUUUACACUCAGGUGAAUCUUUUUCGUCAUCAACGUGUCAGUGAUAGUAUCGUGGAACAAUUAGUCCGGCAUUUAUGUGUUGAUCGACGUCAGUUAGGAUUUGUCACGACAGCAAAAGGUUUUUGUGCUGGUAAUGUACAAUUUCGAAAUUUACAUAGUCAAGAACUGACAGAUUGUACUCAACUAUCUCAUGGACAAUUAAUAGUUGAUGAUGAUAUUGAAAUUAUUGAAACCGAACAUCUCGUUACAUUCAUACUUGUCGUUGAGAAGGAUACCGUUUUCCAGCAUUUGCUUAACGAUGGAUUUUUAACUCGAUACCGUGGUGCAUGUCUCAUAACAGGCCGUGGUCAACCUGAUCAUGCUACUCGAUCAUUUCUUUUACAAUUAUCUCAAACCUAUCAUGAUACUCCUAUUUAUAUCUUAACUGAUUGCGAUAUAUUUGGCGUGUUGAUUGCAUGUACCUACCGAAUGGCUUUCGCUGAACAUCACCGCAAUCGUCUGCGUUGGUUAGGCGUAUGGCCAGAAGAAUUGCUUUCAUUAUCCUCGUUGCAUAUAUCUCAAAUGUUGCCGAUAACUGAUGAACGUGAGCAUCGAAUGAUUGAGCGGUUUAUUGAACGAACCGAUGUUCAUCAGGAAUGGCGUCGACAAGUUUCAUUCUUCGUACAGCAUAAACGUAAAAUGGAGAUCGAAGCUAUUUAUGAAAACGGCACGAAAAGUUUAAUUGACGAUUAUCUACAUGGUAAACUUAUGGGACAUCGGUGA
This is a messenger RNA of Adineta ricciae, 1002 nucleotides long. The record is from the annotation of a GenBank genome assembly. NCBI's taxonomy places the organism in Eukaryota, Metazoa, Rotifera, Eurotatoria, Adinetida, Adinetidae.